Messenger RNA from Antrostomus carolinensis (chuck-will's-widow), 4236 nucleotides. RefSeq names its product centrosomal protein 164 (gene CEP164). NCBI's taxonomy places the organism in Eukaryota, Metazoa, Chordata, Aves, Caprimulgiformes, Caprimulgidae. The coding region runs from base 1 to 4236 and encodes 1411 amino acids. Gene Ontology annotation, biological process: cilium assembly. Gene Ontology annotation, cellular component: ciliary transition fiber; centrosome; centriole. The transcript is spliced from 30 exons. The record is from RefSeq and is a predicted model, not a curated record. Gene Ontology annotation, molecular function: protein binding.
AUGGGUAACCAGCUCGUCCUGGAAGAUGAUCCCAGUGAUCCCUACAUUCCCAGCGAUCAAGAAGUCCAUGCUUUUGCACAGGAGAUUGGGAUUGACCCUGAGGUGGAGCCAGAGCUGCUGUGGCUGGCCAGGGAAGCCCUCAUGGCCCCGUUACCACCUGAGUGGAAGACCUGCCAGGACGUAGCCAAUGAUGCCAUCUACUACUUCAACUUUGGUAACGGUGAGUCCACGUGGGAUCACCCCUGUGAUAACCACUACAGGGAGCUUGUCAUUCGGGAGCGAGAGAAGUUGCUGGCACGUGGCAGCUUGAAAAAGAAAGAGAAGAAGAAAGAUAAAGAGAAGAAGAAGAAAGAGAAGAAAGAUCAGAAGGAGAAGCAGUCACUCAAGCGACCCCCUCCUGCAGGCGCCGUGCUAGCACCCAUCCAGGCACCCCUGAGGAACCUCGCUCCGCUGCGUGGCCGGGCGCCGGCUCCUGCCGGCAUCCUCCAUGGGCUGCUGCACUCGGACCUGGGGAGCUCGGUGGAGUCCAGCCUUGUGUCCAAGGGAGGAAUGCAGAGUCUCCGUGGGACAGGAAGACUGUUCAAAAACUUGCACUUGGAUGUCAGCGCCCUGGGAGGCAGCUGUGACUCUGAGCAGAACAGCGGAGCAGAGGAGGAGGACUCUGCCAGCCGGGUGGCUGAUGUUGCUGACGCUGAUCUCCAGCACCGAAGGAGUCCUGCAGAGGAAGCGGGUGGCCUGAGCGAGAAGGAGUCUUUAAAAUCAAGACAUGCAGAAGAAGGGCAAGAGUCUUCCUUGGAUUCUGACGCUGCCUGCCCUCCGACUCCAGUUGAAGUCCUUCCCGGAGAUGCUGACAGUAGCCUGUCUGGCCAGAGCAAGGAGGAGUCUGACGGGAGACUCGCUGGGAGUGAACUACUGGGCAGGAAAGAUGCUGAGGUGGAAGGUGACAUCUCUGCAGCUGAUGAGCUGCCCCAGUCUCUGGAGGAAAGGAGCGCAGCAGGGACGGAUGUGCCCAGCGGUCCUGGCCAGCCUGGAGCUGCAUCUCCAGCUGCUGAAGCCGCUGAGGCAGAUCGGCCGGCAAGCCUGGCUGCCACCGUCGACACCGUGUCUGUUGGUGCAAAGCUAGUGAACGAAGUGGGGGAAGAAGCAGCAGCUGAUCUGCAAACAGACAGCAAGCUGGAUGCUGGCAAACUUUCAAAGGCAUCCAAGACCAGUGACUGUGGGGAGGACCUGCAAGUCUCUAACAGCUCAGACUGCGAGCUGAUUCAGCCUACGGACUUGUGUUUCAAGAAUUGGCUUUCUGGGCAGGUUCUGGACCUGGGGGUCCUGUCCCCUGUUUUGGACAGUCCCCCGUGCGAGGCCCAGGAGCUGGGAGAAGAGGGAAAAGACCAAAGCAAAGCCAGUAUAGAGGAGGAGCAAAGCAAGAGAACAAAAGCUGCUGAGAGUGAGAGGGAUCAAAGCGCUUGUGCAACACCAGAGGAGAAGUGUUUUGCUGUAGAAAAGCCGGGUCAGGAGGAGGGACUGGAGGAGGCCGUGGCCCAGGAGCUGAAGGAGGGAUCUCUGGAUAGCCUGAUCGAUCUGGAGGAGCCUGCUGCCCCACAGAAAGCGCAACCAGAGAAGGAAAUCAAACACGAGCAGUCCUUGAACCAGCCUAGGGCAGAAUCCCUGGAGAGAAUAGCCAAGGAGCUGGAGGCAGAGCUCGAGCAGGAGAAAAUGCAUUUAUUGCAAGCAAAGAAGGAGAAAAUUCAGCAGUUCCGGGAGGAGAUGAGGCAGCAGGAGGAUGAGGAAGCUGAGAAGCUUCAUCAGCAAAAAGAAGAAUCCCUCAGGACUCUAAAAGAAGAUUUGGCAAAGGUUUCUGAGGAGGAAGAGUUGCGUGUCAGAAAGGAAGAAACUGAGAGACUCUCAAAGCUGCGAGCCCAAAUCGCCUCAGAGACUGAGGCAGAGGAGGAGAAGAUAAGGGCAGAGCAAGAGGUCACACUGCAGAAACUAAGAGAAGAGUGGGAAUCCCGGCAGGUGAUGGAGAAGGAGAGCCUGGAGAGGAGGCAGCAGCUUGUUUUGGAGCAAAUGAAGCUGGAAAUGGAAGAGGCUCAGCAGAAAGAGAUGACUGAGCUGGAGCAAGAAAAGGAACAAUUCCUGAGUGAGCUCAAGGAGAGACUGGAGAGGGAAAAGAAGCAGGCAGCAGAAGAACUAGAGAAACAGUUUGCAACUGAACUCCAGCAGCUGAAAUCUGCAGCAGAAGAGAAGCAUCGUAAGGUCAUUUCCAGCCUGCAAACCCAGAUAGCAGAGGCACAGAGGAGUGAGGAGGCUCGGCUGCGUGACGACUUGCAGAAAGCAGAGCACAAAGUACAGCAAAAAGCGUUUCAAGUAACAGAAUACGAGCGUGAGCUCAGCGAGCUUAUGAGAGAGAAACGCCAGGAAGUGGAAAGAGACCACGAGAGGAAAAUGGAGAGGAUGAGAGAGGAGCACCGGGAGGUCCUGGCACGGAUUCGGGAUCAGUACGUGGAGGAGGAGCGAAAGCAAAGAGCAGAGCUGCUUGAAGGCCUGCAGAGUGAGAUGGCACACCUCCGAAAGCGUCACGAAGCGGAGCUGAAAGCUCUGCAGGCUGAGCUGGACGAGCGGCUCGCUGCGCUGCAGCAGAGGCACAGGGAGAAGGAAAGAAAACUCCAGGAUUCGGAAAAUGAGCUUGAAACGCGCACGAGGAACAUCAAAGCCAGAUCAGCACAGCUCCUUAGCCAGGAGGAGUCUCUGCGAAAGAAGAGACAACAGCUGCUGGAUGAAGACAGGCAGGCUGAGCUAGAGAGAGAGGAAGCUGCUUUAGCUUCUCAGCUGCGCCUAGAGGAGAACAGGAAGGAGCAUGCUAGCCUCCUCGAGUCCAUCCACCAACUGCGCAGGUCUCUUGAAGAGCUCCAGGACCAGAAAGCCCAACUCGAGGCCCAAGUGGACUUGUUACAGACCCGAAGCCAGAGGCUGCAGAAAUACAUCAGUGAGCUGGAGACGGCUGUCAGGAGAAAACAGGAGACUUUGAAAGAACUGGAGGCAGAAGAAAGUGUGGAAUCUCCAAGAGAGAAAGCUGAGCUCCAUGUUGAAGACCUGAGAGAAACUAUUCAAGCUCACUCGUCCAGAGAGCCUACUUCCCCACCCUUGCAAAGCCAAGAGGACAGCAACUACCAGUUUGAUCAUGUCCGGAGCUACAUCUCUGCAGAAGGGAUCUCCAUCAAGAAUGCCAAGGAGUUCCUGGUGCGCCAGACCCUCUCCAUGAGGAAGAGGCACAUGGCUCUGAAAGCUGCAAAGCAGCAGUGGCGUCAAGACAUGCAGGAUGCACAGGAGAAGGUGCAGGAUCCUGAGAGCUCCCAGCUCCUGGAGGGCAUGCGCAAGAACCUGGAGGAGGAAGCAAAGCAGUUGGACAAGAUUAAGUCGGCUAUGCGGAAAGGGCAGGUGCUGCUGAAGAAGAAAGAAGAGAAACUAAGCCAGCUGGAGUCCUCGCUGAUGGAGGAGCUUUCAGAUGAAGAUACGCUGAGGAGCGCUGCGUGCAAGAAGAUGGUGACUUUUGAUCUCAGCAGCUCUGAGGACACAAACAGCACUUCCAGUGUAAAUCUAAAUCUGCCUAAAUUUGAUUUGGGGACCGAUUUACAGCCUGCCCCACAACAGGACAAGAUCCAGUACUUGACAGUCUCUCUGCAGCGGAUCACUAAUGAAAUGAACGGGGUCCUCAACGUCUUGAGCUCUCUAAACAGUCACCAGUCUCCACUCUUUGCCCUGACGCCCUGCAGCGGUGUCCCGGUCUCUACGUAUGCCUCCUUGGCAGGACAUCAGGCAGGUGCCUCCUUGGUGCCCCCCGCCGGGGUGGACUCAUGGGCCUGGAACACUGGGCUGAGCUCUAGCAGCUCUUUCACAGCUGGACAGUCAGUGGACAACAUCCUGGCAGAGAAAUGGCACAAGUAUUUCCCAGGUGGAUUCCCAUCGCUCAGUGGCAAUUCCAGGCCUCUGGACAACAAGCUGGGCUACGUACCUGCAGAAGAGCAGAUACGGCUGUUCCAGCACUCCCAGUUCCAGAGCCGUGAGUCAGACAAGAUGAGUAUUCAAGCAAUGAUUGAGAGCAACAAGAAAUGGCUAGAAGAGUUCAAGAGGGAUUCACAAGUACCUCUCUUCCCAGGUGCACAGAAGCCCCCUGCCAGCAGCCCCAGCCUACUUCAGCUAGGACUGGAUGAGAACAGACAAAUCAAAGUGUACCGUUACUGA